UGGCGGCCCGUGGUGCUCUCGCUCGCCUUCCUCGCCUGGCAGCUGCCGCCCGCUCGGUGCACUCGUCGGCGGCGGCCUCGUCGUCGUCGGUGCUGCUCCCCAAGGCUGCAUCGCCGCGGUCGAUUGCCCAGGAGGCUGCUCGUCUCUCGGCUUCGGCCUCGGGUGCCAGUGGCAGCGCCUCGCCUUCCUCUUCUUCGGGACAGGUCCGAUAUGCGAGCUCGAAGCAGGGAACAGAGAUGACGGUCAGGGACGCGCUCAACAGCGCAAUGGAGGAGGAGAUGCUGAGGGAUGACAAGGUCUUCAUCCUCGGUGAAGAGGUGGCCAGGUACAACGGAGCUUACAAGAUCACAAAGGGCCUGCUGGACAAGUUCGGAGAGCGCAGGGUCAUCGACACGCCCAUCACCGAGGCCGGCUUCACUGGUCUGGCUGUGGGCGCCGCACUGAGCGGACUGAGGCCCGUUUGCGAGUUCAUGACCUUCAACUUCGCCAUGCAGUCGAUUGACCAAAUCAUCAACUCGGGCGGCAAGACGUACUACAUGUCGGGAGGAAACGUACCCUGCCCCGUCGUCUUUCGUGGCCCCAACGGUGCCGCUGCCGGUGUGGGUGCCCAGCACUCGCAAGACUACUCUGCGUGGUACGGCCAGAUUCCCGGGCUAAAGGUCAUCAGCCCCUGGAGCGCUGAGGACUGCCGCGGCCUGCUCAAGGCUGCGAUCCGGGACCCCAACCCUGUCGUGUUCCUCGAGAACGAGAUCCUGUACGGCCAGUCGUUCCCCGUCAGUGCCGAGGCCAUGUCGGACGACUUUGUGCUGCCGAUUGGCAAGGCCAAGGUCGAGCGAGAGGGCAAGGACAUCACCAUCGUCUCGCACACCCUCGGCUUGAACCACUCGAUGGCCGCCGCCGAGCAGCUCAAGAAGGACGAGGGCGUCGAGGCCGAGGUCAUCAACCUCCGCUCGAUCCGGCCGCUGGACAUCGAGACGAUCAUCAAGAGCGUCAAGAAGACGAACCGGCUCGUCACCGUCGAGGGCGGCUUCCCGGCCUUUGGCGUCGGCAGCGAGAUCUGCGCCCAGAUCAUGGAGAGCGACGCCUUUGACCACCUCGACGCACCCGUCGAGAGGGUCACGGGCGCCGACGUGCCCACGCCCUACGCCAAGAACCUCGAGGACCUCUCCUUCCCCACGCCCGAGGUCGUCGUUAAGGUUUGCAAGCGUGCGUUGUACAGGAGCUGAACGUCAAAAAGUGCAGAAAGGGCCAACGAGGGGAUCACCUCUCAUGAAUAGAUUUGUUGACACUUUGUCAUGCUUCUUUUGGGUGUGUCUCAUUCCAUGGCAAGAAACAGAAAGCAGGGCAGAUAAGAUUACUUGUUGAGGAACUUGGCGUGCCAGGCGACAUGCUCGGGGGCAUACGUCGAGAUGAAGUAGUCUUUGUGACAGUAUUCCAUCAGCAUUUCUUGUCUGUACAAGAGCAAAGCGAGCAAACUCUUCACUCACAGCUGU
Acaromyces ingoldii is the source of this 1493-nucleotide messenger RNA. Its product is annotated as thiamine diphosphate-binding protein. Gene Ontology annotation, biological process: pyruvate decarboxylation to acetyl-CoA. Gene Ontology annotation, molecular function: pyruvate dehydrogenase (acetyl-transferring) activity. Bases 237 to 1226 code for a protein of 329 amino acids. The record is from RefSeq and is a predicted model, not a curated record. NCBI's taxonomy places the organism in Eukaryota, Fungi, Basidiomycota, Exobasidiomycetes, Exobasidiales, Cryptobasidiaceae. The transcript is spliced from 4 exons.